AAUCGUAGGUAAACACCAGAGUGUACGUUUCAAAGUCCAUCAAGGCACACCCACAAAAGAACGACGCGUCAUUAACUCGUGAUACAAUAAACUGCGUUGUUUGGUGGUCUGCGACCUUGUUGCGCAAGAUGGGCACUACUGUGCAUAUGGUCCUUGUGGUCUGUUUCAUGCUAUUCGGGCAGACUUUAACCACUUCUAACCCGGAUCUACAGCAGAGGCUACAGAAUCUGGACACUUUCAUCCAGACCCUGAUGACAUGUGAGUCCAGACCUGUAGUCGGACUGACCGUGUCCGUGGUCAAGGACGGUGAGACCGUUUUCGCCAAGGGGUACGGCCAGAGGGACCUGCAGACGGGACAAGCUGUGGACAACACGACUCUGUUCGGAGUCGGCUCCAUCUCCAAGUCCUUCACCUCAGCCCUGUUAGCGGCCAUUCUCGGGGAGAGGGAAGACAUGAGCUGGGACACCGUCCUGACGGACAUCCUGGGGCCCGACUUCAAGUUCAGGGACGAGUUCCGAACCAAAGAGACGACCCUACGAGAUAUCCUGGCUCACAAAACCGGUUUAGAAAAUCCUGCUUUUACAGUGGGACAGGAUUACGACAGAUCGGAACUGGCAAGACGAAUGCGGUACUUCAGACAGAUCUACCCAUUCCGUACCGUCUGGCACUAUAACAACGAUUUGUACACCCUGGCUGGGCACGUAGCGGAGAAGCUCACAGGGAAGUCCUGGGAGGCCCUCUUGCGGGAACGAGUAUUAGGACCACUGGGCAUGGACGACACAGUGUACUUGGAAGACGUCCUCGAUGACGAAAGUUUCUCCAAUUUAGCCCAGACGUACCUGACCUAUAACAGAACAGGUCAAUCUGUGGCGUACAGUCGUGAGGAGUUCAGGCCUAUCACGUUGCAUAAUCCUGCAGGAGGUGUGGUGUCCAACGCCUUGGACAUGGCCCGGUACAUGAACUUCCAGCUGAGCGGGGGGAGGGACGCGGCCGGUCGCCUGGUGGUGCCGGAGGACACCUUACGGCAGACACACGUGGCAGAGUUCACCUCGAGUUUUGACCCCAAGCUUGAACCUGACUGGCCAGUAGAGGCGGGGACGGAGCAGGGCUACGGGUUGGCGUGGUUUGUUGGCACCUACCGAGGAUACAGGCGACUACAACACAGUGGCUUUGCGGCAGGCUAUGUUUCUCUCCUGUCCCUGUACCCUGCCGCUUCGGGAGGAGUUUUCACCUCCGUCAACGGUCCCAACAGUUUCACUGAUGAGGCGGCCAUCGACGUCCACGAUAUGAUCCACGCCCUGGUCGGGGACAUCGUAACAGGUAAGGACCAUUGGAUUAACGAUACCAUAGCCUGCACCUAUCCUGAGCCUUGGUUGACGAGACCAGAGCCCAACAGCACCGUCCCCCCUGAGAUCUCGGACAACUUCCCGCGAGACAAACGUGACUACGAAGGAGUCUACGGCAACCAUGCGACAGGCAACCUGACCAUCAGCCUGAACACGACUGAUGACAACUUAUACUUCAGUUUUGGUGUGAUCGGACGGGGUUUAGUUCUCCCUUCCAACUCUCCUAACCGCCUUCUCCUCCGCUUGCAAGGGCCGUUAGAGUAUUUGCCACUUGUCAUUGCUGAUGUAGGUGAGAAAGAUGGUAGCAUCUUCUCGCUGUCCUUACAUCGCUUCCCCCCUGAACCGGCUGUGCUGUUCGAACGUGGCUUGAAGCUGACCGACCCGGACCCUACACUGCCGAAGUGGGACGACUGUACCGGUGUCUCUGGCUCUCCGAACCGCGCAGCUUCGAGUAACAUAUUGGUGAUUUUGCUCCUUUUGGCCCAUGUUUACUACCUAAUCUGAUUCACAAAAGCAGGAGAUCAAUAGGUCUUAUUUCAUGUCACCGACACUAAAUCACCU
Molecule: messenger RNA, 1907 nt
Organism: Branchiostoma belcheri (Belcher's lancelet)
Lineage: Eukaryota; Metazoa; Chordata; Leptocardii; Amphioxiformes; Branchiostomatidae
Product: penicillin-binding protein 4-like
Exons: 5
Coding region: 129-1850 (573 amino acids)
Source: RefSeq, a predicted model, not a curated record